GCAAGCCGCACACAGCCACGCCAAUGGGGAACAUCUUCAGCGUGGCCAACUUUAAGGAGCCCACUACGGUAGAAGACUGUGACUCCACAUGGAAUACUGACUCUGGGGGCGAAGAGGAGCAGCAGGAAGCCGAGGAGGAAGAAGAGAGCGAGGGGACAGAGCAGAGAGAAGACGAUAAUGAAGAAGAAGUCAUCAAGCAGGAAGAAACCAAUGAAGGCGGCGAAGAGGAAACUGGAACUGAGACUCUAAUUGCAGAAGUGAAGGCAGUAAUCCAUAACCCAGAGCAGGGUGACAGCAGCACAGUGGAACAGAACAUCAAACCAAAGAGAAGCUUUUAUGCAGCGAGGGAUUUAUACAAGUAUAGACACCAAUAUCCACAGAAUAUUAAGGAUCUUCGUUCUCCAAAUGAUCUGUGCAAUCUGAGAUUUUACAUGAAUAAGAUCCCUUUCAAACCAGAUGGUGUUAAUAUUGAAGAGAUUUUGAAUAAGUGGAAAGGUGACUAUGAAAAGCUGGAACAUAAUCACACCUACAUACAGUGGCUUUUUCCUUUAAGAGAGCAAGGUUUGAACUUCUAUGCUAAAGAACUGACUUCAUAUGAAAUUGAGGAAUUCAAAAAAACUAAGGAAGCAGUUAAAAGAUUCAUCGUGGCGUACAAAAUGAUGCUGGAUUUUUUUGGGAUUGAACUUAGUGAUAAAAAUGGAAAUGUUUCACGGGCACCAAACUGUCAAGAGAGGUUUCAGCACUUAAACGAAUCACAGCACAAUUAUUUAAGAAUUACCCGGAUUCUGAAAAGUCUCGGAGAGCUUGGCUAUGAAAACUUUAAGCCACCACUAGUAAAGCUCUUUCUUCAGGAGUCUAUUGUUGCCAACACUAUUCCAAAUAUGAAGCAGAGUGCACUGGAGUAUUUUGUAUACACCAUUAAAGACAGAAGGCAAAGGAGAAAACUUUUACGUUUUGCCUGCUAUCAUUAUGAACCGCCUGAACACUUUAUAUGGGGACCACCAGAUAAACAGAAGGCAGAUGAAAACAAAGCUACUAAAAAAACAACCACGCCAAGCUCCCAGAAAAAACACUCUCAUGUAGAAAAAAAAUCAAGGCCUGCCAAAAGCAUCAAAGCCCCAGAGAGCCCAGCAGUUCAGCAUGAUGAAGAAAAGGGAACAGAAACCAUGCAAACUGCUGAAAUUCACAGACAGGCAACAGCUGAAGUUAUUUCUGUCAAUGAAACAGAAGUUUGUGAUGAUGGAACAGUAACAUCAGAGAAUAAUAGCUCUAAAACAGGGCAAACGGAAGCUUGUGAUGAUGGAACAGUCACAGCUGAGGACAGUAGCUCUAAAGCAGAGGAAACGGACUCUGGCAAUAGUGAAACCAGGUCUCUGGACACAGAACAUGACUUAAAAAGACCUGAAGCUGACCGUGAAACAUGCUGUAAAGAAAACAUUGUAGUAGUAGAGUAUACUGAGAAAGAAAGCAAAGACUGUUUGUGCAGCUUAUCGCCUGGUACAUCAAACAGUAAUGUGACCGAGCUUAAAGUAGAAGGUUCAGAAACUGGACCUUUUACCUAAAGAUCUAGCCAAAUAAAAGCUCCAAAUGUUACAAUAUUAUUUUUCACAUUUUGCCCCUUUAUGAGUAAAAAACGAAAAGUGUAACAUUCACUGUCACUAUCUAGGAUGUAAUGUAAUCUUUAUUUAAGGCCUUAAGUGAAUCUCUAGGGAUACAGUCCAUUUUUCUCCUGCAUUACUAUAAGUGCCCCGUGCCAAGUCUGUAGACUUAUAGUCAGUCUAACAUUUGGGAAUGAAGAAAUCCUGGCUCGCUGUGUUUAAUGGUGUGUAGCUAGUGGCUGCUUGGUUCUUAUAAAGGCACCACACCAAAAGACAAAUUAGCCAAUUUGACACACUGAAAACUAAAAUAAGCUGGUGAUUUUCAUCCUGAAUGUAACAUGACCAUUCCUGUUUCUGCUCGGUCUGUGCUCAAAGGAUACAUCAUGUAAAUGUAAAUUAUAUUGAGCACGCAAGAAGCCCAUAGUGCAGAAUUUCUUGCAAGAAAAUAUUAGAGUCUAAAAAAAUUUUUUUUCUGAAUUCAUAUAGGUUUUUGUACUUCUGUGAUAUACGCAACAAGAAUUGUAAUUAUUUUUGUAUAUCUAUUAGAUAAAAACGUCUCUCCAAGUUAGCGUAAUCUCUUUGUAAUUAGGUAAAAAUGACUAGGAAGUGUUCCUUUUUAUGCUUUCUGGAUGUUUAGCUAUGCUAGAGAUUAAGUAAACAACCACAGAAUGCAUUCAUAUGUUUUAUGUUUAUUUAUUUUGCCACAAUAUAAAUGCAGAAUGGAUGAGCUAAGCUUUCAUUAAGGGCAAUGGCACACAGAGCUGAUUCUGGCACUGUGUGCCACAUUUUAAGUAGCUCAAAAAUAAGGUGUCAAUAUGCCCCAUCCCCCCCAGUAGUUACUGACAUUGCCAUUGCUUGCAACAAGAUAUUUACCUGGAAAUGCAUCUAUGUGCCAGAGAUGUAGCAGAUUUUUUUUUCUAUAUAAUUAUAUUAAUCUAUGGUUUUUCAAAAGAGUUUUCUAAUGUACAAUAUUCAAACAUUCUGGUCAUUCUAAACUGGCAACUGAACUAAUUUAAUAUGUAUAUUGUGCCACCCUUCAUCUAAAUGAUGAUUAAGCUGAUUUGAUAAAACAGGUCUACCAGUCGGGACCCAAGUUUUCUUGCAAAACUAGGGUCUCAGUACUUUGUACAAUCUUUUCUGCAAACUACUCAUCCAUGUAAUUGCAAGCAACAUUACAAAGGCUUCCCUUUGCACUGUGUGAUAUAUUAAAAAAAUCAAAAAUAUAUCUGAUCCUGUUGUUUCCUAGUUAUCUAGCUUUGGGGAGGUGUCAUUCUGGAAUUUUGUACAAAUAAGUUUAAGAGUAUCAAUUUAGCACUUCAGAAACAAACAGUGUGGAGUGCAAAGGCUUUGCAUUGCAUCAGACAACUACAUGUUUGAUUUAACAACUUUUAGAGCCAUUACAAAUGACUGCAUCUUUCCCCAAUAUGUCCACCUUGAGGUGAUGGGAUACAGGCCCUCAGGAUGAGGACCACAUCAUUGAGCUGGCAUGCUCCUUGUCCCCAUGAGAUUUCUAAACUUGCGUGAUCAACAUAUGGCCAAUAUUCUGCCAGAUAUUGGUCCGUAAAGCUGGCCAUACACGCACCGAUGAUAUCAUCAAUAAUUUGCCCCACCAUAUUCUGUGUAUUGCCAUCUUGAAAGACAAUUAAAUCCUAAUUUACUGGGGGUGGCAAAAUGUGCACAUGCAAUUUCAAAUUGACUUAUUUUAAACUACUGGCAAUGUGCAAGUCUAGUUCUUUUCAUGUGACAACUGGGAGAAACACCAAAGAUGAUGCACCAGCUUCGGGAAGGUGAGGGGGUUUCCUAAAAGCAUGAUAUUGUUGAAGCCAGUUUUUAAAAAGCAGCAGACAACUUCCUAGUGGGAUGAAAUAAAAAAUAUGGAACCUGAGGUUUCUAUUCAAACAAUCAUCUUAUAAUACUGAAAGUCAAACACCAUGCUUUCAAACAUCAUCAAAUUGUCAAUUGUUAUCUUAAAGAAGAAGGAAAAGAACUAAGUAAGCUUUAUCAAGAAAUAAAUACAGCCAUAGGCAUUCACAGAAAAGCUGCACUGAGUCCUCUAUCAAAAGAAACACAGGAUUUCUUCUUUUGUGUCUCAGAAAAAUCCUUCAGGACACGGCACAAGUCUGCUCGGUUUGCUCCUCUUACCCCCUCCCUUCUCCCCCUCCUUAUCUCUCUCCUCUUCCCAGCUGUGCUGUGUAAUCUGAGCUAACCAGCAGUUAGAGCUGCAGCACAGAAGCUUCUGAGACCGAACUAAAAUAGCAGCUGCUAUCUUAAAUAUACAGAGCUUCUAGGGCUAUUUACUCAGGUAUAGUAAAGCUUUCUGCAGAAUAAAUAUAGUGUUCUAGGUGGCACUAUUGUGGCAGUAAAAUGCCAAAAUGCCUUUCCUUCCUUUAAGUGUCAGAUAAAAAGGUAUCCUACAAAUGCAGCUGAGACAUGCAGUGAAUUCAGAAAAUUGUAAAAAGCUGUAAAUUAAUAUACUGUAGAUCAGGGGUGGGCAAACUUUUUGGCUCAGGGGCCACAUUGACUUACCGAUAGGUCGGGCCAGCGUUACGCCGUUUCCGCUUGUUAGUCCCCAGACUUUGUUAGUCCCCAAAGUCUGACGUGAUGAGACUUGCACAGUGGGCGGGCUGGAUUAAACAGACCAAAGGGCCAGACGUGGCCCGCGGGCGGUAGUUUGCCCACCCUUGCUGUAGAUGCUGUGGUUGCUAGGGAGCAGGUUUGGAAUGAAGCAACUGUAAAUGUAUAGAAAUAUUUAUCAAGUUGUCACGCUUGUUUGCCCCAGAUUUCGGAUUGGGUGCUUCUCUCUGGCCAACUCUUUCUGUUCAAAUGGGAUUUCUUUGUGCUGUUUCAGUACAAGGUGAAUACUAGAUAAGUUUGCAUUGCUUUGUGUGUAAGGAUAAAGUUGUUUUCAAUGCAUUGUUCUUGUACAUUCUGUAGAACUGACAAGAAUACGUUCCAGAAGGCUUUGCAUAUUUCUUCCAACACCAUCUGUUUGUGGCAUUAGCUGUAAUUUGUUUUUGGAGUUGUGGAACAAACUUUCCAUUUUAUAAUUUCUGUAAAUGAGUUUUUACUCUAACUGAAAAGUUAUAGAAUCUGUUGCUUCUUCCAUUUUUGCAAUUGGGCUAAACUUGUAUAUUUACAAUUACCUUUAGCUACAUUUUUUACAGAUGCAGUCAUUGUAGAACAAUAUAAAUAAAGUCACAAGAAUUGAUUUCAAUUGUCCUGUGGUGGAAGGAAAUAUAUAGCAGCUUGCCAUCCACAGUAUUCAUUAAUCACACUAAAACAGUACAUGGUUUAUGGUCUCUGUAUUCCAGUCCCAACUGUUUUUCAAUAAAGUAUUUUUCCAAAAAAA
This is a messenger RNA of Xenopus tropicalis (tropical clawed frog), 4947 nucleotides long. It is a transcript of the gene ogfrl1, whose product is annotated as opioid growth factor receptor-like 1. Gene Ontology annotation, cellular component: membrane. Gene Ontology annotation, molecular function: opioid growth factor receptor activity; signaling receptor activity. The record is from RefSeq and is marked provisional. Lineage: Eukaryota; Metazoa; Chordata; Amphibia; Anura; Pipidae.